Molecule: messenger RNA, 3387 nt
Organism: Mobula hypostoma (lesser devil ray)
Lineage: Eukaryota; Metazoa; Chordata; Chondrichthyes; Myliobatiformes; Myliobatidae
Product: upstream-binding protein 1-like
Exons: 16
Coding region: 462-2081 (539 amino acids)
Biological process (GO): regulation of transcription by RNA polymerase II
Cellular component (GO): nucleus
Molecular function (GO): RNA polymerase II cis-regulatory region sequence-specific DNA binding; DNA-binding transcription activator activity, RNA polymerase II-specific
Source: RefSeq, a predicted model, not a curated record
UCACGCGCGGCGACGCAGCCUUGGUCAGGAGAGGGGCCGAGUGGCCGCCGACGCAGCGUGCGAGGUGACGCAGGAGCGGCCGUCGGCUGGGAGAGGGCCGAGCGGCCUGCCGCCAUGUUUGUGCCCGAGUCGGUGAGAGCGCCGAGGGGUGGAGGAGGUGGCGGCGGCGUUGACGGCGCCAGCCCGGGCUGUGCGUGAGCGAGCAGUUCUACUCCGGCAGGGAAUCGCAAGGCGUCACGCUUCCCCCCUCCGCACCGCCCACCAAGGAGUCGUGACUGGGUGUGUGAGGAGCCGCUAUGGUGGCCUGAGCCGAGCCGGGGAAGCAGGCGAGCGAGUGCGAAGGCAGGCCCGCUUUUCCAGUGAAGGGCCGGGAGCCGGGGAUCGGGGGGGUCAGGCAGCGUCUCCUGCCGACACCCGCUUCCCCCUUCCACUAGCGACGGGUUCGGCUGCCCUCACUCACCAUGGCCUGGGUGCUGAAGAUGGACGAAGCCAUCGAGUCCGGCCUUGUGCACGAUUUCGACUCCAGCUUGUCGGGGAUCGGCCAGGAGCUCGGCUCCGGGGCUUACAGCAUGAGUGACGUCUUGGCCCUGCCCAUUUUCAAACAAGAAGAUUCUAACCUUCCUCCAGAGGAUGAAAGUAAACAUCCACCAUUCCAGUACGUGCUCUACGCAGCCACAUCGCCUGCUGUUAAGCUACAUGAUGAAACACUCACCUAUUUGAACCAAGGUCAGUCUUAUGAAGUCCGAAUGUUGGAUAACCGAAAAAUAGGAGAUUUGCCAGAAAUGAGUGGGAAAAUGGUUAAGAGUAUAGUUCGAGUUGUAUUCCAUGACCGGAGACUCCAAUACACAGAGCAUCAGCAGCUGGAAGGCUGGAAAUGGAACCGCCCUGGUGACAGACUCCUUGAUUUGGAUAUCCCGAUGUCAGUUGGAAUUAUUGACCCCAGAACUAAUCCAGCUCAGUUGAAUACUAUUGAAUUCUUAUGGGACCCAACUAAACGCACUUCCGCUUUUAUUCAGGUACAUUGCAUUAGCACAGAAUUUACGCCCAGAAAGCACGGGGGUGAGAAGGGAGUUCCAUUCAGGAUUCAGAUAGACACAUUCAAGCAAAAUGAAACUGGAGAGUACACAGAUCAUCUUCAUUCAGCCAGCUGCCAAAUAAAAGUUUUUAAGCCAAAAGGAGCAGACAGAAAACAGAAAACAGACAGAGAAAAAAUGGAGAAACGCACUCCUCAAGAGAAAGAAAAGUAUCAGCCUUCAUAUGAAACAACUAUCUUGACUGAGAUGAGACUUGAGCCUAUUAUUGAAGAUGCACUUGAACAUGAGCAGAAAAAGUCCACCAAGCGGACUUUGCCAGCAGACUGCGGUGAUUCUCUGGCAAAGCGAGGCAGUUGCUCCCCUUGGCCAGACAAUGCAUAUGUGAACAGUAGUCCUUCUGCCACUCCUGCAUUUGCACCAGGGCAAGUUGGUGCUUACAGUGUUCCUGACAGUAAUUCCUCUUCGCCAAAUCAUCAAGGAGAAGGAACACCACAGUUUGUAGUGGAGCAACUCUGCCCGGCAUCAACAAUACAGGAGGCCCAGCAAUGGUUGCACAAGAAUCGAUUCUCAACGUACGCAAGAUUAUUUUCAAACUUCUCAGGUUCAGAUUUAUUAAAGUUGACUCGAGAUGAUCUGGUCCAGAUCUGUGGCUCCGCCGAUGGAAUUAGAUUGUACAAUGCACUUAAAGCAAGAUCUGUGAGACCGAGGUUAACCAUCUACGUCUGCCAAGAAUCACAGCGCGCACGAAAUGUUUCACAGCUGGCUGGAUCACAUGAUAGUGAAAAUGGUGAGGGCGACAGUCGUGCAAUAUAUGUGUAUCAUGCCAUCUACCUGGAAGAACUGACAACUGCAGAACUUUCCAAAAAGAUUGCAACUGUCUUUAGCAUAUCCCAAAAUCAGAUAAAUCAGGUUUACAGACAAGGUCCUACAGGUAUUCAUGUUCUUGUCAGCGAUCAGAUGGUUCACAACCUCCAAGAUGAAAGUUGCUUUAUAAUCAGCACAGUGAAAGCUGAAAAUAUGGAAGGCUACCAUGUGAUUCUGAAGUAAUUUGCCCCAUUGAGCUGGACUACAUUUUUGCAUAUAGAAGCUAUCUUUAUUAUGACAAAGGACUUUGUGCAAAUCCAUGUAAAUGUUAGAAUCUGACUUCACUGUACAAAAUGUUUCAUAUUGAAAACACAGCCUGACUGUUCAGUUACCUUACUGUGAGUUUGAAACUUCUGGAAGUAUCACUGCCACCAUCCGCACCCUCUCUACGUUUCAGAAUGCAAUGAGUUCGAGGGUGGGCCUGAAGUCCAGAAAUUGUGGUUCAAAGUGGUCUUUAUAAAUAACGAAGAGGAAAAUGGCCAGUAGAUACAGUUUUGCACAAUAAUUGUCUCAUUUGAAGCAUUUAUGCUUCCUCUUACCUGUCUGGUUUCUCGAUUAUUGGUUUUGAAAUUUAUGUUGAAAUAUGCUGUUAUUUUAAAAUGUUUUGCCUUUCUUUGUGCUGUAAUGUAUUAUUGCCUUUGCUAGUUUGCCCAGCUGAAACUGUAUUUGCAAGAUCAUAUAGUUGAGGUGCUAAUCUGCAGGGGAGACAGAUAUUCUGAUUUCAAUUCCGUGUGGCAGCUUGCACAUCCCCCCCCCCCCCCCCACCGCCACUUCCCGGGCUUCCUUUAGCUCGUGACCUUAUUAACAACUGAGGCAGCAGCUUUGUUGUAAGCCUGACCUGGGUUCUGCAUUUGAACAUUUAUUAGUGUUUCAGUUCAACGUCAGAUCUUUUACCUGUAGAUAGGCAGCAGUUGUGAGAAAAACAACAGCUUCUUGUUUUGUUAAUGGCCCACAACCGCUUGUAGAUCCAAGAGGGCAGGCGUUUCUGUAUUUAAACAUAAUAAAUUUUAAAAAGUCCAUAAUCACAUCCUAUGCUUUUGAAAGCAGAAAUUAAUGUAAUUGUCCUAUAAUUGAUUUAAAUCAUAAUUGUGCCUCUGUGACCAAAUCUCACUGCACUGAUAUGUUAAUAAAGUAUUGUUUGCUUACUUUCAAAAAUGUUGAGGGAUUAUAAUUAUCACUUGGCAUUCGAGCGUUUUCAGGUCAAGCAUUAUGAAUAGAAAUCAAAUUGACUCAGCAUCGCUGCCCACUUCAAUUCGGCAGUUAGAAUUUUUUUUACAAUAAAGCACUAUAGUGUCUUUAGGUGUGGAAUUUCAAAUUUCAUUUUAUUUAUUGGUGUCCUGGUGCAAAAAGAACAGCCAUAGGUAUUGUUUCACUUAAUUUAUGAUUACAAUAAGCACCAGCAACUUUGUCUUUUUUUUUCUUGAUUUAGAGAUCUUAUUCUGAGAUAUGCAUAAAUUCAACUUGCCUCUAAUAAAGUUUAAUUUUUUUG